Magnusiomyces paraingens is the source of this 2091-nucleotide messenger RNA. RefSeq lists its product as uncharacterized. The record is from RefSeq and is a predicted model, not a curated record. Gene Ontology annotation, molecular function: ferric-chelate reductase activity. Lineage: Eukaryota; Fungi; Ascomycota; Dipodascomycetes; Dipodascales; Dipodascaceae. The transcript has 2 exons. Gene Ontology annotation, cellular component: plasma membrane. Gene Ontology annotation, biological process: copper ion import; intracellular iron ion homeostasis; iron ion transport. Bases 1 to 2091 code for a protein of 696 amino acids.
AUGAAGUUCAUUCCAUUAGCUCUUUUAUUCACCUGGUUAUGCGUCGUUGCUGCAACAAAUUCCGGCGAUGCUCUUUUCCGAGGCUGUGCUGCCUGGGUAGGAAAGUACACAUUUGAAUGCCCAAGCAAAUACGCCAAAAUUAAAGGCAAACGUGUCAGCGGUUGCAACUGUUGGAGUCCUGAAUAUCUGGCAACUUAUGUUGAUUGUGCUACUAGAGCAAAGGGUGCCAAUACACAGCGUGCCCUCGACAGUCUUCUUGGUGCUUGUGGUACUAAAACUAUUCGUCCCACUCUUACUUUAGAUGAAAUUAAUCAAAUUUAUGACAAUGCUACAGAUUACUUUGUUGAUGUCAAGACAGUAAAAAAUAAAACUGAGACCUCUUAUUCCCCAAUAAGAUUCACUCAAGCUCAAGUUGACCAAGCUCAGCGUUCUUUUGCUUCCGGGUUUUAUGCCAAAUACACUGGCCAGCUUUAUGGUGGAUUAAUGUUAGCUUAUAUGGGUGCUAUUUUGCUUGCAGCUGCAAUCUCUAAUUUUUUGAAAAAAGUUGCUCCUGGAUUUGUUCACAAGAGUACUAACAAUCGUGUCGCCCUCUUUUUCCGUCAAAAGCUUAUCAACCCUGCUAUUUUUGGAUACAAGCACUCUAUUCCUGUCAAAUGGGGUCCCUUCAACAUGUCUCUGCCUACUCGCGCUCAAGCCUGGGUUCUUAUUGGAUACUUUGUUAUGUAUAUUAUUUUUAUGUUCAUCAAGUAUGAUAUUUAUGAUGGUAAUACUCGUUUUACCACAAGACCUCUUCAAAUUAGUCGUUAUGUUGCUGACCGCUCUGGAAUCAUUGCUACAUCCCAACUUCCCCUUCUCUAUGCUCUUGCAGGAAGAAACAAUAUAAUGCUGUGGAUUACUGGUCUUUCAUACGACACUAUGAAUCUUUACCACCGAUGGGUUUCUCGCAUUAUGUAUCUGAAUGUUUUUAUUCAUGCAGCGGCAUUUUCGGUCAACUUCAAAAAGCAGAAUAAGUACAAUGAUGAAUUUUCCGAAACUUUCAUGAUUUGGGGUCUUGUAUCUUGUGUUUGUGGUGGUUUCCUCAUGUUCUUUUCUCUUCGUCAUUUCCGAGAAAAACUUUAUGAGUUUUUCCUUCUUUGCCAUUGGGCCUUUGUCGUGUUUUUCACCAUUGGUGUUUGGUAUCAUUGUAAGCCUCAUGGAUACAUGGAAUGGGUUUAUGCGGCGAUUGCUAUUUGGGCCUUUGAUCGCGCUAGUCGUCUUGCUAGACUUGUUUUUAACGGCCUCAAUGCCAAAGCGCACCUUGAACUUCACCCUCAACAUCUUAUUAAAAUUAAGGUUGAUUACACCAGCUUUCUUAAGCCUCAUCCUGGUGCAUAUGCUUUCAUUCACUUCCUCAAUCCUAUCUGGAGAUGCUGGGAAAACCAUCCCUUUACUGCUUACCCUUCUCCUAUUCCUGGAGAAGAAAAGAAGCUUGUUUUCUGUGUUCGAGUUCGUGAUGGCAAGACCAAGCAGAUUGCUCAAUACUUGGCCAAAAAUAACAAUGCUAAAACUGUUCCUGUCUUUCUAGACGGUCUUUAUGGCCACACAUUCCCACUCCAUACUUCUGAGUCGAUUGUCAUCAUUACUGGCGGUAUUGGUUUUACUGGCGGUUACUCAUAUGCCUGUAGACUAACAAAUCAAUCCGAGAAGAAGAACAUUACUUUUAUUUGGGCCAUUCAAAAUCAUGAAAAUGUUGAAACUUUCAAGGAUGAACUUGAAUAUCUCGCCAAAAAUGAUGUCAGUGUUUUCAUCUAUCUGUCUAAUGAGCCAGAAAAUGCUCAACCCAAGGUUACAGUUGAAAAACACUUUUCUGAUUCAGAAAAUGGUAAUGAGAAGGAUCUAUCUUCAGGAUCCACCAUUAGCUUUAACACCAUGUUUACUCGUCCUGAUCUUAAGGUCAUUAUUGAGUCUGCAAUCAAUGAGGCACCAGGAAGCAUUGGUUUCCUUGUAUGUGGUCCUGCAUCCAUGAACGACGAUGUCAGACAACAUGUUUCUAAGAACAUGGAUAAGGGUAAGGGUCGCGUAGACUUAUAUUUGGAGGCCUUCAACUGGUAA